AAUUUUCAAAAUUAUAUUCUUUCUUUUUUUUUAAUUAAAGGAUUUCAUUUGAUUGAUAACAGAUUCCUCCCAGGCAAAGCAAACAAAAAAGUGCAGUGCAGACCAGAAUUGCGGGAAGGGGAAAAAGAAACCUGAAAUUUUUUUGUUCUUUUCCAGCAAACAAAGAAAAAGAAGAAAAAUUAAUGGAUGAUGAAGUUGUCCAAAGAGUAUUCCAAGAAGGAGGAAGGGAUUAUUUCCAGCAACAACCUUCGACUUCUACUUCGUCUUCUUCUUCUAUUCUCCAGUCUCUACCUCUCCAUGUGUCAUUUGAUCAUGGCUAUUAUUAUUUGCUUGUCAAAUCCAUACAAGAACUCAGAGAGAAAAAGGAGGGUCUUGUCACGGUUGGCAUUGGUAGUCCCAGUGGAUCAGGCAAAACUAGCUUAGCAUAGAAGGUAGCACCUGUUAUUGGUUGCACUGUUAUACCAAUGGAGAACUACCGUGAUGGAGGUGAUGAAGGGAAUGAUUUGGAUUCAAUAGAUUUUGAUGCAUUGAUCCAAAAUCUUGAGGAUUUGACAGAUGGGAAAGAUACUAUGAUACUGGUGUUUGAUUUCCAACAAAAGAAACGUGUUGGCUCCAAACCUAUAAAGAGUGCUAUGUAUGGGGUGGUAAUAGUUGAUGGUACUUAUGCUCUGCAUGCGAAAUUGCGCUCUCUGCUUGAUAUUCGGGUCGCAGUGGUUGGUGGUGUUCAUUUUAGUCUUCUUUCCAAAGUUCGAUAUGAUAUAGGAGAUUCUUGCUCACUGGAUUACCUUAUUGAUAGCAUUUUUCCUUUGUUUAGAAAGCACAUUGAGCCAGACCUUCAUCAUGCACAGAUUAGAAUUAACAACAGCUUUGUAUCAUCAUUUAGAGAAGCAAUCUACAAGCCGAAAUGCAGAAGUGAGACACCUGACGGACAUUCUUCCUUUUUCCUUAAAGAUGAAGCACAAACCGAUAAUUUCAUUGAGAUGUACCUUAGACCCCCAUCAGCUAGCGAAGAAGCACGGAUAAAUGAUUGGAUUAAGGUGCGGCAAUCUGGUAUUCGAUAUUAUCUGUCACUUGGGGAUCAGAGAAUUGUGGACAAAAAUUUCAUCAUCAGACCAAAAGCUGAAUUUGAGGUUGGAGGUGUUCAUUCACACCUGAUUUCUCGAGUUCAAAGAGACAAAAGCAGGGUGGGGUGUUUUAUGUCCCAAAAUGAGAUCAUGAUGACAGUGUUCCCAAUAUUCCAGCAGCACAUUGAACCGAAUCUUGUUCAUGCACAUCUAAAAAUCAGAAAUGACUUUGAUCCUGUUCUUUCUCCUGAGAGUUCACUAUUCGUUUUGAAGAGUAAUAAACAAGUGGCCUAUCAAGAUAUUUUGAAUAUCCUCGACUCUGCGAAGCUCUGUCAGAAUUUCAUUGAUAUAUAUUUAAGGCUUCCUGGAACUCCUACAAAUGGGCACUUAGCAGAGAGUGACUGUGUACGUGUCAGAAUAUGUGAGGGAAGAUUUGCAUUACUAAUACGAGAUCCAAUUAGGGAAGGGAAUUUCAUCAUUCAACCCAAAGUGGAUUUUGACAUUAGCAUCAGUACAGUGUCUGGCCUUCUUAACCUUGGGUAUCAAGCUGUAGCCUACAUUGAAGCAUCUGCACUGAUUUACCAAGAUGGCAAGAUUCUUAUUGAGGUUGAUCAUCUACAAGAUGCCCCUAGCCCUUACGUACAGAUCAAAGGGAUCAAUAAAGAGGCUGUUGCAGCUGCUGGUUCAGCAUUGAAACUCGACGGCUCGUACUCGACAAAGAGUUAUCUCCAAAUAAUUUUGGAAGGAUUACCAUUGGUCGAAAGAAAUUACAGUGGAAUUCACGCUCAUCAAGCUGCAAGGUUGCUGGAACUUGUUGAGUCUAUACAAUCCCAGUGGACCAAACAGGGUGGCGGCAAACCAUCAGAAUCAUCACAUGGUAGGGAGGCUUCUCCGAUGGAUAGCAUAAUACGGUGCUUUGGACGUUUUUGAUGUCUGCUCUUGUUGGUUAUUCGCUUUACCAAAGACGGUGACAAUAACAAGAUUUCCUAUAGAUUAUCUACACACUGACCCCCAAAAAAAUCCUCACAAAUUGUCAAAAUGGCUGCUUAUUACAGGCUUAAACAGAUUACAAUUCAAAUGGUAUUAUUGCUUUAGUUCCUCCAUUUUCAUUCUGUAAAUACCAAAUUAUAAACUUAUGGGUCAAAAGUGGAAACAAUCUUAUCUUGAGCAAUGUAAGUGGCACUUUUUCAUGAAAU
Molecule: messenger RNA, 2260 nt
Organism: Hibiscus syriacus
Lineage: Eukaryota; Viridiplantae; Streptophyta; Magnoliopsida; Malvales; Malvaceae
Product: uridine-cytidine kinase C-like
Cellular component (GO): cytoplasm
Molecular function (GO): ATP binding; kinase activity
Source: RefSeq, a predicted model, not a curated record